Hyaloperonospora brassicae is the source of this 4176-nucleotide messenger RNA. The record is from the annotation of a GenBank genome assembly. NCBI's taxonomy places the organism in Eukaryota, Oomycota, Peronosporomycetes, Peronosporales, Peronosporaceae.
AUGGCCAAGCGCGGGGAAAAGAGCGCGAGUCGCGCCGACUGGGUCGCCGUCGAGGCGCAGUUCCAGCCCAGCGAGACGGGCGCGCACCAGCUGCCCGCCAAGGCCAAGAGCGCGUACCAGCUGUUCCAGAAGCGCGUGCUCGAGGACGUCAAGCGCGACUUGAGCGGCAACGGACGCGAGAGUGUGGAGCUGGGGCGGCUGUCGAAAGAGGUGAGCGCGCGCUGGGCGCAGCUGUCGGACAGCGACCGCGAGGAGUUUGUGGAGCUGGCGGCGUCGGACAAGAAGCGGUACGACGACGCGUGUCGCGCGCUUGACGAGCAGGUGGAGAAGGAGCGCGCGAGCAAGCGCGAGGACAUGUACAGCACGGUCGAGGGCAAGCGCGAGCGCAAAAAGACUCUUGUCACGCGGGACGAGACGCGGGCAAAGCGCGAACCGCGUGCGCUGACCGAAAAGCAGAUUGAGGCAAAGCGGCUGAGGAAAGAAAGCCGCAAGCAAGAGGGGAACGACCGCGACGAGCUCAAGGCCGAGGAAAAGCGCCAGAAAGAAGCGCUGGCGAACAAGCGAUCGGCCAUUGCGUCCGCUCGACUCAAGUACUUGCUGUCUCAGAGCGACAUUUUUGCCCAUUUCAGUGGACGUGUGCAGAAGAAGAACAAACCAGGAGCUGCAUUUGAUGCUGACGAAGACGGAUCUGCUGCGGACACGGACGCGAAGCAGGAAAAGAAGAAGAAGGACAAAGUGAAUGAUGACAUUGACGAGAUGGACUCGUCGCGUCACGUGGGCGUGCGUCUCACGCAGCAGCCGUCGGUGAUCAAGUUUGGUACGAUGCGUGCGUAUCAGUUGGAAGGUCUUACGUGGAUGGUGAACCUCGCACACCAGGGCAUCAAUGGUAUCCUGGCCGAUGAAAUGGGUCUGGGCAAAACGCUGCAGACGAUAUCGGUGCUAGCAUACUUCCUCGAGUUCGAGAACAUCUCAGGCCCACACAUUGUGCUUGUACCGAAGUCUACACUGAGCAACUGGCUCGCAGAAUUCGAACGCUGGUGUCCGUCGCUGCGUGCUGUCAAGUUUCACGGCAACAAGGAGGAACGCCUGCGAUGUGUGCAAGAGGUGCUGUGCCCCGGUUUGCCGGACAACAAGCGCAAGUUUGAUGUGUGCGUGACAACUUUUGAAAUGUGCCUGAAGGAGAAGACGGCACUGUGCAAGUUUGCAUGGAGAUACCUCAUCAUUGACGAAGCGCACCGCAUCAAGAACGAAGGGUCCCAGUUCUCCACUGUCGUUCGUAUGCUUGACACCGAGCAUCGAUUGCUCCUGACAGGCACACCUUUGCAAAACAAUUUGCACGAGCUGUGGGCUUUGCUGAACUUCUUGCUGCCGGACGUGUUUGCAUCUUCGCAAGAAUUCGACGACUGGUUUAACCUGGACGUGGACGACGACGAAGCCAAGAAGCAGAUGAUUAGCCAGUUGCACAAAAUCCUUCGGCCGUUCAUGCUGCGGCGCUUGAAGGCGGAUGUCGAAAAGAGUCUGCCACCAAAGAAAGAGACGUUGCUCUUCAUUGGCAUGUCCGAAAUGCAGAAGGCGCUGUACAAGUCACUUUUGCUCCGCGAUUUGAACACAGUCAUGGGUGGUGCGGGUGGUGUCUCGAGAAGCGCGCUGCAGAACAUUGUGAUGCAAUUGCGAAAGUGCUGUGGCCAUCCGUACUUGUUUGAAGGGCAGGAGGACCGCACUCUAGACCCGCUUGGAGAGCACGUGGUGCAAAAUUGUGGCAAGAUGGUGUUGAUGGACAAGCUGCUGAAGAAGCUAAAGCAGCGGGGAUCCCGCGUACUCAUCUUUACCCAAAUGACACGCGUGUUGGAUAUCAUGGAGGACUUUUGCCGCAUGCGUCAGUACGAAUACUGCCGCAUCGAUGGCCAAACGUCGUACGAGGUUCGCGAGAGCUCCAUUGACGAGUUCAACAAACCGGAAUCGUCCAAGUUUCUGUUUCUGCUGUCCACUCGUGCAGGCGGUCUUGGUAUCAAUUUGUACACGGCAGACGUCGUUAUCCUGUAUGACUCCGACUGGAACCCGCAAGCUGAUCUACAGGCUCAGGACCGUGCGCAUCGCAUCGGUCAAAAGAAGGAAGUGAACGUGUACCGCUUAGUGACUGCCGAUUCCGUCGAGGAGAACAUCAUUGAGCGUGCACAGCAGAAGCUGAAACUGGAUGCCAUGGUGGUGCAGCAAGGUCGUUUGCAGGAAAAGCAGACCAAACUUACAAAAAAUGACAUGCUUGAAAUGAUCCGGUUUGGUGCUGAUCAAGUGUUUCGCACUACCGAUUCGACAAUUACUGACGAAGAUAUUGACGCCAUUUUGGCGAAGGGUGAGCAGCGCACAGAGGAGAUGAAGCAGAAGAUGCAGGCUCACGAUAAGGGUGACAUGCUCGAUUUCAAGCUGGACGGUGGAGGUUGUCAAAACCAUGACGGUAUCGAUUACUCGAAUGAAAAGGAACGUCAAGAGGAGCUUAAGCGUCUCGCGGACGCGGAACUUGCUCGUCAGAUGGCCGAAGGCAUGGGCAAGCGUGAACGGCGUACUGUCAUUCGUCACAGCCUCGUCUCUUCCGAGGGUAAACACAGGACAAAGCAAAAGCAGUUGCCCAAGGCCUUGCGCUUACCACGUCUAGAAGAAUGGCAGUUUUACAACCGAAGGCGGCUUAUUGAGCUUCAUGAGAUCGAGUGUUCAAACUAUGAGCAAGUCAAAGCUGAGACGGAAAAGCCGCCGCUCCCGCCACACGCACAAUAUCUCACCAAGGAAGAGCUUGAGGAAAAGGAGCGGCUUUUGAGGGAGGGUUUUAGUGAUUGGAACAAGCCUCAAUUCUUUCUCUUCAUCAAGUUGCUUGCACGUUACGGCCGUGGCAACAUCGAAGCGGUGGCGGUUGAAAUGAUGAAACCUCUGGAAGAGAUCGAAAAGUACUGGAAGGUUUUCCUCGCGCGUGGUCAAGAGGAGUUGAGUGAUUGGCAUAAGAUCAUGAAGUCUAUCGAAAAAGGCGAGUCGAAGCUGCUUGAAAUCGAGCGCUUGACUGAGGAAACUAGGCGGAAGGUGAAGCGUUACACGAACCCGUGGGAAGACAUGCCAAUCAAUUAUCAAGGCAAGGGCGGCAAGGUCUUUACUGAAGAGGAGGAUCGUGUGCUGUUGUGCCUGGUAAACCAGUUCGGGUACGGAGCGUGGGAUCGCAUCAAGCAGGAAAUCUGUGGCAUGGAGAUGUUCGCGUUCGACUAUUAUCUGCGCUCGCGCACCGCAGCUGAAAUCGGACGUCGCUGCGACUCGCUCAUGCGCAUUUGCGAAAAAGACAAUGCGGACCUGGAAACUCGCGAAAAGAAGGAGCAAGACGUGCGACAUGUGUUGCAAGAGCAGCGAGCAAAGCUAGACGAGCAACUGUCUGCAGCUCGCGCCGAUGUGAAGCAACACCAGGCCCGUGUUGAUGAGCUGAUCAUGAAAGAAGCGAAGCGCAUGCAAAAGCAGCGUGAAAGUAAGCGGGCGAAGAAGCGAAAGGAGCGCGAUCAGAACGAGGAUAUGGUCGAUCAGUACACAGAAGCCUUGGUGUCGUUUUUGGUCCAAGCGACGAAUAUGGAUGCAGCUAAAGUUGCAUUGGACUUUUGCGCGAAGAUCCGGCAGGAGAAGAACGAGGAGUUGCAACCGUCGUACGUGCUCAAAAAGAUACGCCAGGUAGCUGAGUCUGACAAAGGUGCCGCGAAGGGCGCCUUGGCGUGGACGAUCAAGGCAGAUUUUGCGGAUGUGAAAAAGCCUUGUCUGAAGAAAGAGAAGAAGGUACUCAAGCAGGCGCAUAUGGCUGACGUUAGCGGUGCGUCAGUUGUGAAGUCCGAGCCUGAGGAGAAAGGCCGCUUGCCGAGGUCCCCAUGGUCUCCGACAGCAAUGAAGCAAAAGGCCAAGAAGGAAAAAAAGGUCAAGAGGGAGGGCUCAGCACUGAGUAGUGUGCGGAAACCCCGUAGCGCCUAUGUGCUGUUCAGCGUCGCCAAUCGAUUGGAGGUGAAGCAGUCGCUAGGCAGUAACGCUAGUCUGGUGGACGCUAUGCGCAAAAUCUCGCAGACGUGGAAGGACAUGAGCCCCGAGCAGAAAGCACCGUGGAUCGAGGCAGCCAAGCAUGACGAACUGCGCUAUGAGAACGAGAUGAACGAAACGACAGCGUAA